Messenger RNA from Nematostella vectensis (starlet sea anemone), 2871 nucleotides. RefSeq names its product WD repeat-containing protein 76. Gene Ontology annotation, molecular function: protein binding; DNA binding. Bases 126 to 1658 code for a protein of 510 amino acids. Gene Ontology annotation, cellular component: nucleus. NCBI's taxonomy places the organism in Eukaryota, Metazoa, Cnidaria, Anthozoa, Actiniaria, Edwardsiidae. Gene Ontology annotation, biological process: regulation of DNA damage checkpoint. The transcript has 14 exons. The record is from RefSeq and is a predicted model, not a curated record.
UAUUUUUGGCAGAGAGCACCUGGAACGACCUUUUGGCGCGAAUUUCCGGAAAAGAACGUGAAACACAUCAACAAUCGAACGAACAAUCAAUCUAUUUGCUUUACAACAUUACCAAGAUCGGCAAAAUGCCAAAGGGGCGAGCUGCUCAGAGCAAGAAGCCUACAGUAAAGAUCGAAAGUGAGCCUGAAUACACCUCAGAUGAAGAUGUCACGCCGCAUAUCGGGCACAGUGCGAGUCAAUUAUCUGAAUAUGAAAAGCGAAGACUGGAGAAUAUCCGCAAAAAUAAUGAAAUGCUUGCGAAGCUUAACAUUGAUGUGGUAAAGCAAGAACUAGUAUCAAGUGCUACCAAAAAAAGAAAAUUGAACAAUUUGAGCAUUAAAAAGACUCAAAGCUCUGUAGAACUUCCUCGUCGCAAAUCUCUCAGGAUAAGGAGAAUAACACCAGAUGGCAUGGCUCUACCUGAACCUCCCCCUACCCCUGUCUACCCAGAACCUUCCCGAUUGCCAAGUGGGCCACUAGAUAUGGACCCAAUAAAUGAGGUUGAAGAUAUUGAAGCCAAAGGGUUUCUUUGCAAGAUGAAUCAGCUUUCUUGUAAGGUUAAAAAGACACCAGUUAAGUCUUCUUCAAAAGAGCUAAAAUCUUUAAGCUUACAUGAGAAAUCACUGAGAAAGCUGCAAGUGAAAGAAGAUCAUGUUCACAAAGUAGUUUCAAAAAGAAUAGUUUCCAUAUUGUUCCAUCCAGCACAGACCAAGGUGGUAGUGCUUGCUUCUGAUAAGUCUGGAAAACUAGGGAUGUGGGAUGUGGGAUCCAGUAGCAGUACCGAAGGAGUGUAUCUAUUUGAGCCACAUUCUAAUGUUAUCCCAAGCUUGGCAUUUGAUCCUGAUGACACAACUAAGCUGUAUAGCUGUAGCUACGAUGGAACACUUCGAUGUGCAGACUUGACAGUCCCUGUAUUCCAUGAGGUAUUAUCAUUAGAUGAAGAUGAUACAGCCUUUAGCUAUAUGACAUUUGGCACAACUAGCCAUUCCUGCCUGUUGGCAUCAUGUUUUGAUGGCUCUAUUAUGAUAGUCGAUAGCAGGAUUGAUGCUAAGAAGAGAAAUCCAGCACAGACUCUUGAUGUGCAUGACCGUGCAAUUAAGUGCGUCGAUGUCCACCCGACCAAUAGAAAUCUGGUGUGUACUUCCACAAGGAAUGGGGCAAUUGCGUUCUGGGAUGUCCGUAACUUCAAGAACAGGAAGUCAAUUCUAAGUUCGCUUCAACUUGGUCGCUCUGUGUCGUCUGCAUUCUUUUCGCCAAUAACUGGUCAACAAAUAGUCGCCACGUGCAUGAACGAUACUGUCACGGUGCACGAUGUAUCAGAUUCGGGAAUCGCUACACAUCGUCCUAAAUGUUUAUUCAGACAUGAUAACGGAACUGGGCGAUGGCUUACAACCUUCAACGCCGUUUGGGAUCCCAAACAUGACGAUCUUAUCGCUGUUGGCAGUAUGAGUCGGAAUAGACAGAUCGAUGUCUAUUCGUCUGAUUAUCCGAACAGCCAGUUGCUGAGUCUGCAGCACGAGAACAUGACCACCAUCAACUCGCGUCUGGCCUUCCACCCUUCACUGAAUAUGUUAGUUGGCGGCAAUUCCUCUGGAAAGGUCUACUUGUGGACUGAAUAACCGGAAUUGGAUGAAAUAAGUAGGCAGGUUUUAGAAUGGACUAUAUAUAUAUAUAUAUCUAAUGGUUCUUUUUUAGCGAAAAUAUAUUGAAAUUUGUUACGUUAAUAUUCCUGUUUUUUUCGUUUUGUGCUGUAUUUUGUAUACAGUGUGAGAUGAAAUUUUAAAUUUUGAAUGUGAUUACGUGAUUGAGUGAGGCGGCUUGUGUUACUGUUAUCUUGAUUGAAUUAUCAACUUGUAAAUUGCUGAAUGAUAUUCGAGUGUACGAACUGUCCGGGACAGUUUCAUGAUAAAGUUGCUUUUUUUUUUUAGUCAACACCUAUAACUGUUAGAACAGGUUGGGUUAAAACGAUAUGAUGUUAUCAGGCUCGGUCUCCAUCCAUUGUUACGUCGCGCGCCAGGAUCGCACGCACCGAAACCAGCCCGGCUGGAAACCCAUGUGAUACCCCCUAUAGAAUCCAAACAUUUCCCGCAUUAUCGGGCGUUUCACUUCUCUUCCCAACACAGAGGUGACUGCUUGGAGUUUAGAUGCUCCCGGAUUGUCGCUGACCACAUCACCACGUGGUUACCAUGAGCUGUGCGUUGCUUAGUAUCAUUGCUAACGUAAAGCUGUUUACUUAAAGAAGGCCUGUCACGACGCCAUUUUAUGCUCCCGCUCCGUGGCGAGUCACACAAAGCAAUCCAUUUUCAUCGGCUAAUUCAAGACUUCAUUCAUAGAUUGUUAUUUUUUAGUUUCUUUGCGAAUAAGCAGCUGCAUUUUCAAUGAUAAACAACAAAGAAGAAGUUGAUCGACCUUUAAUAGUGUUUGGUACUUCUAUCGACGGACUUUUUUCCACUUUCCCAGAUACCGUCCCAGUUCAACGACAUCUAUAGGAAUCUUUUUUGUUUGUGUGUAGAGUCAAUGAGCCCCACCCAAAAUAUACUCGUAAAUAUUGCUAUACACCUAAAAUACCAAAGAUUUUUUUUUUAAAAAAACUUAAAAUCCUCCCAGAAAUACCUCACCCUUCAUACUAGCGAGGUAGACAACGAGGCAAAUAGAAUUUUACUCUAACAUACUGACAUAUGUCAUUUUAUCUCUAUUCUACAUAAAUAACACAAACCAGUUAAAGGCGGGCAUCUUUAUUGAUAGCUUGUGGUGGCAUGUAAACAACAGAAAUAAUUGUAAAGUAGGUAACUACAGAAGUUUAAAACAACGAUUAAAGUCCAUAUAACCUUU